Messenger RNA from Trachemys scripta elegans, 1882 nucleotides. RefSeq names its product copine 3 (gene CPNE3). Gene Ontology annotation, biological process: cellular response to calcium ion; ERBB2 signaling pathway. The record is from RefSeq and is a predicted model, not a curated record. Lineage: Eukaryota; Metazoa; Chordata; Testudines; Emydidae. Gene Ontology annotation, molecular function: calcium-dependent phospholipid binding; receptor tyrosine kinase binding. Gene Ontology annotation, cellular component: plasma membrane.
CCUGGACGAAACGAACAUCCCCGUUCGAGAAUUUCAUGGCUGUCAGCGGGGGCGCCUCUCGCGCAUGCGCUGUUGCGCCCGUUUGGGGGCGGAGCGGUAGACGGGCGUGCUCGGGGGCGGAGCGUAGGGUGGGGAGCCUGUGGGGGGCCGUGUUAUUGCUUCGCUUUCUGGCUCCAGCCGCUUUCUUUCUUCGUCCCGGGGCUUGGACCUCAGCGCCGACAGGUGAGCGCGGCCGCGGCUGGUGGCGAUUAGCAGAUGGCGGCACAAUGUGUAACAAAGGUGGAGCUGACCAUCUCCUGCAACAAUCUCCUGGAUAAAGAUGUUGGUUCAAAGUCAGACCCUCUGUGUGUACUUCUCCAUAAUACAAGUGGGCAGCAAUGGUAUGAGGUUGAUCGCACAGAAAGGGUUAAGAAUUCCUUGAACCCAAAGUUCGCCAAGAGGUUCCUAAUUGAUUACUACUUUGAACUGGUUCAGAAGUUUAAAUUUGGGAUUUAUGACAUUGACAACAAAACCAUUGAUCUAAGUGAUGAUGACUUCCUGGGAGAAUUUGAAUGCACUCUGGGACAAGUUAUAAAAAACAACUUGAAUCCUGUCUGGAAGCCCUUUAAAAUACCCCUCAAUUCUCUGUGUUACAGUGAUAUGGAUAAAACAAUCAAGGUAGAGUGCUAUGAUUAUGACAAUGAUGGGUCUCAUGAUUUCAUCGGGAGUUUUCUAACCACAAUGUCAAAACUGAAGGAAGCUUCUCGAUCCUCACCAGCUGAAUUUGAAUGUGUCAAUGAGAAGAAGAGACAAAAGAAGAAAAGCUACAAAAAUUCUGGUGUCGUGAGUGUGAAACACUGUGAGAUUAUAGUGGAAUGCACAUUCCUUGAUUACAUCAUGGGAGGAUGUCAGCUGAAUUUCACUGUGGGGAUAGAUUUUACUGGCUCCAAUGGGGACCCUCGCUCACCAGACUCUCUACAUUUCAUCAGCCCUAAUGGGGUUAACGAAUACCUGACAGCCAUUUGGUCUGUAGGAAUGGUCAUUCAGGACUAUGAUGCAGAUAAAAUGUUUCCAGCCUUUGGAUUUGGUGCACAGAUUCCACCUUCCUUUCAGGUAUCUCAUGAGUUUCCAUUAAACUUUAACCCAUCAAACCCAUUCUGCACUGGAAUCCAAGGCAUUAUUGAUGCAUACCGGGCCUGCCUUCCUCAAAUAAAAUUAUAUGGGCCAACUAAUUUUUCUCCAAUAAUAAACCAUGUGGCUAAAUUUGCUGGUGCAGCUGCACAGCAACAGACAGCAUCACAAUAUUUUGUGCUCCUUAUCAUCACGGAUGGUGUGAUAACAGACCUUGAUGCAACCAGAUCUGCCAUAGUUAAUGCCGCAAAGCUUCCCAUGUCCAUUAUCAUUGUUGGCGUUGGAGGAGCUGAUUUCAGUGCCAUGGAGUUUCUUGAUGGUGACAAUGGAAGUCUCAGGUCCCCAACUGGAGAGCCAGCCAUCAGAGACAUUGUCCAGUUUGUGCCAUUUAGGCAGUUCCAAAGUGCUCCCAAAGAAGCUCUGUCUCAGUGUGUCCUGGCAGAAGUGCCUCAGCAAGUGGUAAACUACUUCAGCACGUACAAACUGCAGCCUCCCAAGAAUCCUGCCGCAAAGUGAGAGAGCACUGAGUGGGAGAGGCGAGUGAGGCUAACCCAGUUGGGAUUCCUGCAACUUCCGCAUGUCAAUGGACUUGGAUCUUGACUUUUUUUUUUUUAUUUGUAUAUUGAUUCAUACAUGUUAAUGUCUGUUUUGCUUUUGCAUGGAAACAGGCACUUUGCCAGAUUUUUUUUUUUUUUUUUUUUUUUACUUGAGACAAAGAUGUGUCCCUGUUUAUUGAUAAAGGCCUCAGCUGGGCAAAUUUGGUAGAAAAUAA